Messenger RNA from Empidonax traillii (willow flycatcher), 3588 nucleotides. RefSeq names its product thyrotropin releasing hormone degrading enzyme (gene TRHDE). The record is from RefSeq and is a predicted model, not a curated record. Lineage: Eukaryota; Metazoa; Chordata; Aves; Passeriformes; Tyrannidae. Gene Ontology annotation, molecular function: metalloaminopeptidase activity; peptide binding; zinc ion binding. The coding region runs from base 72 to 3182 and encodes 1036 amino acids. The transcript is spliced from 19 exons. Gene Ontology annotation, cellular component: cytoplasm. Gene Ontology annotation, biological process: proteolysis; peptide catabolic process.
GAGUCUUCCAUGCUUUCGGGGUCCCCUCGGGUGGCGGCGGCCCCGCGGGAGGCGGGGGCGGCGCUGCCGUGAUGGCCCUGGAGGAGAAGCGGGAGAAGCGCCCGCCCGUCACCCCCAUGAUGAUCGAGGAGGAGGCCGCCCUGCGGAACGGCAGCCGGGGACUGACGCCGGGACCCUGGGCCGAGGCGGCGGGGCCAAGACCUCGCACCACGGAGCGGCACAUCGCCGUGCACAAGCGGCUGGUCCUGGGCUUCGCUGUCUCCAUCCUGGCGCUGCUGGCGGUGACCAUGAUCGCCGUGCUGCUCAGCGUCCGCUUCGAAGAGUGCGGCGCCGCCGCCGACGGCCCGCCGCGGGCCAGCGGCAACGGGAGCCUUUCGGGGGCGGCCCGGCAGCCGCCCGGUGCGGGGCAGCCCCACGGCCGGCCAGAGGAGGAGGCGCGGGGCGGGGAAGCGGCGGAGGAAGAGGAGGAGGAGGAGGAGGAGGAGUGGCAGAGGCGGCAGGAGUUGCCGCUCUGGGCCCGGCCGCGGCUGCCGCGGCACCUGCGGCCGUUGCACUACAACCUGAUGCUGAGCGCUUUCAUGGAGAACUUCACCUUCAGCGGGGAGGUGAACGUGCAGCUGGAGGUGCGCAACGCCAGCCGGUACAUCGUGCUGCACGCCCACCGCAUGCACAUCGAGGCGGUCCGCGUGGCCGAGGACAAGCUGGCUGGCGGCGUGCGGGUGGCCCGCACCUUCUUCUACCCCCAGACACAGGUGUUCGUCGUGGUCCUCAACCGCAGCCUGGAGGUACAAAGAAGUUACAACCUCAAGAUUAUCUACAACGCCCUCAUCGAGAACGAACUGCUGGGCUUCUUCCGCAGCUCCUACGUCCUUCACGGCGAGCGAAGGUUUCUUGCUGUUACGCAGUUUUCUCCUACUCAUGCCAGAAAAGCCUUUCCUUGCUUUGAUGAGCCCAUCUACAAGGCCACUUUCAAAAUCAGCAUCAGACAUCAAGCAACUUACUUGUCUUUGUCCAACAUGCCAGUUGAAACUUCUGUUUUUGAAGAAGAUGGAUGGGUUACAGAUCACUUUUCACAGACCCCUCUUAUGUCCACAUAUUACCUAGCUUGGGCAGUGUGCAAUUUUACAUACCGCGAAACUGUCACCAAGAGUGGAGUAGUUGUACGGUUAUAUGCAAGGCCUGAUGCAAUCAGAAGAGGAUCGGGGGACUAUGCUCUAAAUAUUACAAGGAGUCUCAUUGAGUUUUAUGAAGAUUAUUUUAAAGUGCCCUAUUCCCUUCCAAAAUUAGAUCUGUUAGCUGUGCCUAAGCAUCCAUAUGCUGCUAUGGAGAACUGGGGACUGAGUGUUUUUGUGGAGCAAAGGAUACUGCUAGAUCCAAGCAUUUCUUCUAUAUUAUACCUACUGGAUGUCACCAUGGUCAUUGUACAUGAGCUGUGUCAUCAGUGGUUUGGUGACCUUGUGACUCCAGUUUGGUGGGAGGAUGUGUGGCUGAAAGAAGGUUUUGCUCACUAUUUUGAAUUUGUUGGGACAGACUACCUCUAUCCAGGGUGGAACAUGGAAAAGCAGAGAUUUCUGACAGACGUCCUACAUGAAGUGAUGUUGCUGGAUGGGUUGGCCAGUUCACAUCCAGUAUCCCAGGAGGUGCAGCAAGCCACAGACAUUGACAGGGUGUUUGACUGGAUUGCCUAUAAAAAGGGUGCAGCUCUAAUUAGAAUGUUGGCUAACUUUAUGGGUCACUCUGUGUUUCAAAUGGGUUUACAAGACUAUUUAACCAUUCACAAGUAUGGCAAUGCAGCCAGAAAUGAUCUCUGGAAUACAUUGUCAAAGGCUUUAAAAAGGGUUGGAAAAUCGGUAAAUAUCCAAGAAGUAAUGGAUCAAUGGACACUACAGAUGGGUUAUCCUGUUAUCACUAUCUUGGGAAAUGAAACUACAGACAACAUCAUAGUCAUCUCCCAAGAGCGUUUUGUUUAUGACAGUGAUGCUAAACCCAAGGAUCCUUCCCGUGGAGACAACAGCUACUUGUGGCAGAUUCCAUUAACAAUUGCAGUAGGAAAUACGAGCCACAUCUCAUCAGAGGCAAUUAUAUGGGUGUCUAACAAAUCAGAACACCACAGAAUUCCUGCUUUUGAAGAGGCAAGUUGGUUGCUGGGGAACAUCAACCAGACUGGCUACUUUAGAGUUAAUUAUGAUAUUAGGAAUUGGAGGCUGCUAAUUAACCAGCUAACAAGGAACCAUGAGGUUAUCUCUGUCAGUAAUCGAGCAGGCUUGAUCGAUGAUGCAUUCAAUCUAGCCAGAGCUGGUUAUUUGCCUCAGAAUAUUCCUUUGGAGAUUAUCAGAUACCUUUCAGAGGAAAAAGAUUUUCUGCCUUGGCACGCUGCCAGCCGAGCUCUAUAUCCUCUAGAUAAAUUGCUGGACCGCACAGAAAACUACAACAUCUUCAAUGAGUAUAUUUUAAGACAAGUUGCAUCAAUGUAUCUGAAGCUUGGAUGGCCAAUGAACAAUUUAAACAAAUCACUUGUUCAAGCAUCCUACCAACAUGAAGAGCUGCGUCGGGAAGUCAUCAUGUUGGCCUGCAGCUUUGGUAACAAACACUGUCACCAGCAGGCUGCAACUUUAAUCUCGGAUUGGAUUUCUAGCAAUAGGAACCGAAUCCCACUCAAUGUGAGAGACAUUGUCUACUGUACAGGAGUUUCACUGAUGGAUGAAGAUGUAUGGGAGUUCAUUUGGAUGAAAUUUCAUUCUACAACAGCAGUGUCUGAAAAGAAAAUAUUAUUAGAAGCCUUAACUUGCAGUGAUGACAGAAACUUGCUCAACAGACUUUUGAAUUUGUCUCUCAACUCAGAAGUUGUCCUGGAUCAGGAUGCAAUUGAUGUGAUAAUCCAUGUAGCUCGAAAUCCACAUGGAAGGGAUCUUGCUUGGAAAUUUUUCAGAGAAAAAUGGAAAAUUUUGAAUGCUAGGUAUGGAGAAGCAUUAUUUAUGAAUUCAAAGCUUGUCAGUGGGGUCACAGAAUUCCUCAAUACUGAAGGAGAACUAAGAGAGCUAAAGAACUUUAUAAAGAGUUAUGAAGGGGGAGCUGCUGUCUCUUUCUCUCGCGCUGUGGAAACAGUAGAAGCCAAUGUGCGGUGGCAAAGGCUUUAUAAGGAAGAACUAUUCCAGUGGCUAAGAAAAUCCUUGACACACUAAUCUGUCUUUUAAGCCGACCAUCUAACAUGACACACUGUAAGAAGAGGAGACAUUUUAGAAAUGUUCAACAUGAAAAGCAUGAAGACAAGAUCAGAUUGCAGGGAUAAGGGAUUUUUUAUUUUUUCAUUGUGGUUUUUCUUUUUACACUGACCUCUUGUGAAAUUGUCAAGAAGAUUUUCAGCAGAUAAGAUCAUGAAUGUUUGUGAAACCUAGUCUUCAGUGUACAGAACCAAACAUGAUAUUAAUUGGUGCAUGUAAAUGUUGAAGAAAAACAAACAAAAAACCCUUCAUAGACUAUUUUUUGCAUGCUUGUACUGUCUCUGCCUGUAUUUUAGCAUGCUUAUGUAAACAGCCACAUUUUGUAUGUGAGUUCCAGUUACAUCAGAGUUGGGCAUUAUACAAAGCA